Xiphias gladius (swordfish) is the source of this 3590-nucleotide messenger RNA. It is a transcript of the gene slc51a, whose product is annotated as solute carrier family 51 subunit alpha. Gene Ontology annotation, molecular function: transporter activity. Bases 743 to 1597 code for a protein of 284 amino acids. The transcript has 8 exons. Gene Ontology annotation, biological process: transport. The record is from RefSeq and is a predicted model, not a curated record. NCBI's taxonomy places the organism in Eukaryota, Metazoa, Chordata, Actinopteri, Istiophoriformes, Xiphiidae.
GCGUUGGUAUCACUUUGGAAAGAGAGACUACACUGAUGGUCGUGAUUAAUGGGGACUUGAUGGAUCCCUGGAAGUCCCCUCGGCCACACUUUGGGAACUGCUGUGAAGUGUUGGGAUGGUAGUUUCCCCUGUAAUGCAUCCAGUGUUCCUCCUGAUUCUUUUUUUGUCCAUGAUAAAGUGAUAAUAGAAAGGGGUUCCUUCACAUUUUCAGAUCAGCCAGGGAAAUCCGCCUGUAAAUAAAGACAAAACAAAUGUGAGAUAUUCUGUUUUACUGAGGACUCCCUGGGCCCCCCUCAACAGCUCUGCUUGGUCUACCGACUCCUAAGCACUGACAUAUGCAGUACACAUUAGGAAACAGCCAAAUGAAAGCCACAUAUUGUUGUUUUGAAAGAGCUAAAUUUUCAGUGUCUAGUUAUGACUUUUGAAUUAAUUAUCAAGCUAAUCUAUUAAUCCAUUUCAAUUGGGGGGUGGUGCUAGUAUUGUAAAUAGGGCGCUGACUAAUGUGGGAUUAUCCAUUUCAUUUUGCUAUUCGCUUCUCAUUACACUCUUCAGAGAUUGUGCAGCCUGAGAUUUGCAGGGAUAUGGAGAGAAAAUCCACUUAAAGAGAGCUAAGCAAUACUUUUAUAACUUAAACCCAAUGUCACUGUAUACAUCGUACUAAAAGUGUUUCUAUGAAAGUACAGUAUUAGGUAAAAAAGAGUUGGAUGUUUUUGGCAUAAUCCUGUACUCCAUCCUCACCUUCAUGGCCGUGGUGUCUAUGCUGGUCUUCAUAGAAGAAUGUAUCUACAUCUAUAGGAAAGUUCCAGCCAAAAAGAAGAAUAUCAUCAUCUGGGUGAAUGGGGCAGCGCCGGUGAUUGCCACCAUGUCGUGUCUGGGGAUGUGGAUCCCCAGAGCCACCAUGUUUACUGAUAUGACCUCUGCCUGCUACUUUGCCAUUGUGGUGUUCAAGUUCCUGAUCCUGAUGGUGGAGGAGGUGGGUGGUGAUGAGGCUUUCCUAAAGCGAGCAGGGAAACAUAAGCUGAAGAUCAGCACGGGGCCAUGCUGCUGCUGCUGCCUCUGCCUGCCGCACGUCGCCAUCACACGGCGCUCUCUCUUCCUGCUCAAACUUGGCUCCUUCCAGUUUGCUCUCCUGAAGACUGUCCUCACCAUCCUUUCCAUUGUCCUCUGGACCAACGGGACCUUUGACCUGGCUGAUUUGAAGAUUACCGGAGCUGCUAUAUGGAUCAACCCACUUGUGGGCAUCUUGACAAUCAUAGCCUUGUGGCCUGUAGCGAUAAUGUUCAUGCACCUAAGGACUGCCCUACGGACACUCAAGAUCAUUCCCAAGUAUGCCAUGUACCAGCUGGUGCUCAUCCUGAGCCAGCUGCAGACAGCUAUCAUUAACAUCUUAGCUUUGAAUGGAACCAUCGCCUGUGUGCCACCUAUCUCUGCCACAUCCAGGGGAUACAUGAUGAGUCAGCAGUUGUUGAUCCUGGAGAUGUUCAUCAUCACACUGGUAACACGGCUGCUGUAUCGACGACAGUACGAUCCUUUACCUGAAGAAGAACACGACGACAAUGAAAACACCAAAAUGGUUGCAAUACUGGAGUCUGCAUGAGAGUGUUUGUGUGUGUGCGUAUCAUUUUUAUUUUCCUGCGUUUGUUUGAUUAAGAGAUUAUAUAAGUAAUUAUGAAUGAAUAUAAAUAUGAAUUAUAUGUAAACUAAUCUUGUGGAUGUUCCAUUAAGGAUCACAGAUCAGAACUGCUGAUUGCAAGGACACUCAGGUCACAUGUACUUUAUUCAGUGUGAUCAGGGAUUAAUAGUCGACAUGUUCCUACUUUGUGUCCUCAUUGUGUCAUUCCAAUUUAUUUUUACCAGAAAAAGAGACUAGAUAUAUUUAUACAAGAGGCUGGUGGAGGAUGGUAAUGCUUUAUUUUACAGGUCUGUAAUUCCCUUAUAAUUUCCAAGGAGGUGUCCUGGAAAGAACUAUGUAAUUCGGUACUCAGUAUAGUGGAUACUUGUUUACAUUCAAAACAAAAAUUGAAAGAAAUGUGAAACCAAAAAGUCAAUGAUGCACCAUGAAAAUAAAUUAAAAUGACUUAAAAUACAUAAGAAAUAGCUCCUGAACUAAGUAUAGCCAAAACAAAGACCAUUAAGUAAGGCUGGUAGACACAUCUUACACUUUAGCAUGUUCAUCUUACACACUGUGCUCUGACUGAAAGACAGUUGCAGUGGUAAUAAAUUGGAAGUCAUUAAUCUGACGUGUACCAUUUUAACAAUCUUAAUUUAAGUUUAAUUAAUACUGAAUUACACCACCCUUUCCAGGGACAUUUCUGUGAACCUAUGGGAACACAAAAACUACAUUUUUACCACUUAUUUAUAUCCUCUUUCUUUUUGUGAGGCAUUAUUGCAAACAUAAUGAUAAACUGUAUUUUUCUCAUGCAUCUGUCUUCUGUGUUACAGUCACUGGACCUUUACUGUCACUAUUAGCUAUCUGUAUAAUUUAAGCAUUUUACUCCUCAGAUGAAAUUUCAGAUACUGAAUGACUCUGUUUGGUGUUAUUUGUUACAGUAUUUUCAGUUUUUCCAUCCAGCUGCCCUGUCUCACUGGAUAUUUCUAAUCUUGUGCCGCUAGAUGGCAGUAGAAACCAAAAUCUAAAAGACAACUAACAACGUCAGUCAAGCUGUGUGGGAUUGGAUUAUCACCUGCUUGUCGUUAUUACUUUAACAGACAUCUGACACACUAAUAGUCAACGUAGAGUUUGAAAAUGUAUACAUUAAGUCCUAAAAGAUAUUCUGUUAUUUCUGUUGCAAAUUGCAAAUCAAUGAAACAUUUUGUGGCACAUAAAUAUACUAUACAUGUAUUUUUACUUUUUACAUGUACUACUCAUUGCUUGUUUCUGAAUGUAACACUAUGUAUAAUAUUAAACGGCUGCAGAUUAACAAGGUAAUGAAACGGUGUUGAUUGACACGCCUCCGUCCAUUUUGGUUGUAGCUGCUUCCCAUUUCCGUGUUUUAGACCAAUCACGGCAGUGCACCAACAAGCCUAGGCCAAGUGCGGUUGAGCCGAGACUUAAGAAUGUUCGUACUGUACAAAAACGUUAAGGUAGCUCAAACAGGCCGGAACUCUGGAAAAUAUAGUUCAAAAUAAAAUGUUCUGCAGGUGUACGGAAAUUCUAAGACUGCUGUAGUUAAAGCUGGCAGAAGAGCAGUUCUUCCACCCUUCAAAAGUUAUGUGGUCUUAGCCAUUGUGCCAUGUUGCUUAGGCUACUUUUUGUUUUAUAAGUUGUGAUUGAUGGUUUUUAUCAGUAAUGAAUAAUUUAUUAAUGCUUUAUAGAUCAGUUAUAAGCCAGCCCUGCCUGGUUGUGUCUCCCUUGCUUUUGAGUCAUUAAUAGGAAUGUCAUUGAUAAUAUCUUUAAUAAAAAGGUUACGAAUGUCUCACUUUUAAUAAGCCAUCAAGUCUCCAGUUGUAAAUGUUAGUCAUUUACAAAGUGUCAUGGUUGAAACCAUUAAGGCUGCAUUUACAAAUUUUUUUUGUUGUUAAUAAAGGCACACAGGUUUCUUACUAAGACAUUGGCAAAAUUAAAUCAUCUGAAUGUAAUAAGUCAUUAA